Messenger RNA from Chrysochloris asiatica (Cape golden mole), 312 nucleotides. It is a transcript of the gene CCL19, whose product is annotated as chemokine (C-C motif) ligand 19. Gene Ontology annotation, biological process: inflammatory response; lymphocyte chemotaxis; chemokine-mediated signaling pathway. Gene Ontology annotation, molecular function: chemokine activity; CCR chemokine receptor binding. NCBI's taxonomy places the organism in Eukaryota, Metazoa, Chordata, Mammalia, Afrosoricida, Chrysochloridae. The transcript is spliced from 4 exons. Gene Ontology annotation, cellular component: extracellular region. The record is from RefSeq and is a predicted model, not a curated record. The coding region runs from base 1 to 312 and encodes 103 amino acids.
AUGGCAUCCUGCACAAUCCCGCUACUGGUCCUCAGCCUGCUGGUUCUUUGGACUUGCCCUGGUCUGGGUGCUACCAAUGAUGCCGAAGACUGCUGUCUAUCUGUGACCCAGCGCCCCAUCCCUGGGAAUAUAGUGAGAGGAUUUCGCUACCUCCUCCUCAAAGAUGGCUGCAGGGUGCCUGCUGUGGUGUUCACCACGAUGAGGGGUCACCAGCUCUGCGCACCCCCAGACCAGCCCUGGGUGGACCGCAUCAUACGGAGACUGCAGAGGAUCUCUGCCAAGGUAAGCCUGAGCAAGAGCUACAGCAGUUAG